CCUCCUUUUCCCUUUUUCUUUUUUUUUAUUUUUUGCUCUUUCCUUUUUAUUUAUUAAAAAAAAUGUUCUCAGCUACCAAGGCCUCUUUGCGUACAACUCUUAACGUUGCCCGUCGUGCUUAUUCCAACAACAGUGGUUACGACUCUACCUACAAGAACUUGUUGAUCAAUGCUGAUACCAAGGUUAUCUGUCAAGGUUUCACCGGUAAACAAGGUACUUUCCACUCUCAACAAGCUAUCGCUUACGGUACCAAGAUGGUCGGUGGUGUUUCUCCCAAGAAGGCUGGUCAAACUCAUCUCGGUCUUCCCGUUUUCGGUACAGUUCGUGAGGCUGCUCAAGAGACCAAGGCUGAUGCCAGUGUCAUUUACGUUCCUCCUCCCGGUGCUGCACAAGCCAUUUUAGAAGCCAUUGAAGCUGAGAUUGGUCUUGUUGUUGCUAUCACUGAAGGUAUUCCUCAACAUGACAUGAUCCGUGUCAAGCAAGCCUUGAUGACCCAAAGCAAGACUCGUUUGGUGGGUCCUAAUUGUCCCGGUAUGAUCUCUGCCGAACAAUGUAAGAUUGGUAUUAUGCCAGGUACUAUCUUGAAGCGUGGUAAGGUGGGUAUUGUCUCUCGUUCAGGUACUUUGACUUAUGAAGCUGUUCAACAAACUACCGAUGUUGAUCUCGGUCAAACUUUAUGUGUCGGUAUUGGUGGUGACCCCUUGAACGGUACCAACUUUAUUGAUUGUCUCAAGGUCUUUUUGGAAGAUGAUAACACUGAAGGUAUCAUCAUGAUUGGUGAAAUUGGUGGUACUGCUGAAGAAGAAGCUGCUGAUUUCUUGACCCAAUAUAACUUGACCAGAGCUGUUCCUAAGCCUGUUGUCUCCUUCAUUGCUGGUUUAACUGCUCCUCCUGGUCGUAGAAUGGGUCAUGCUGGUGCUAUUAUUUCCGGUGGUAAGGGUGGUGCUGGUGAUAAGAUUGCUGCUCUUGAACGUGCUGGUGUCUUUGUCACUCCCUCUCCUGCCAAGUUGGGUGUCAGCUUAAAGCAAGCUAUGCAAGAAGCUGGUUUGGUUUAAAUCUUUUUUUUUUCUCGUGCAAUUAUAUAAAAAAAAACUCUGUAUAAAAUAUAUAAACAACCCUUUUUUUUAAUUUAAUAUUAUUAUUAUUAUUUAAAUAUAUAUAUGCCCCUCCUCCCCCUCCCCCUUUCAUCCCAUCCUUAUCAGUAAAACUUAGAGUAGCGUUUUGCGGCUAAAAAAAAGGAAUCAAGAUUACAAACAAUUAAAACUAAAAUUAUUUUUCCCUCAUUAAAAAAA
This is a messenger RNA of Mucor mucedo, 1292 nucleotides long. RefSeq names its product succinyl-CoA ligase subunit alpha. Gene Ontology annotation, biological process: tricarboxylic acid cycle. The coding region runs from base 63 to 1055 and encodes 330 amino acids. Gene Ontology annotation, cellular component: succinate-CoA ligase complex (ADP-forming); mitochondrion. The transcript has 5 exons. The record is from RefSeq and is a predicted model, not a curated record. Gene Ontology annotation, molecular function: succinate-CoA ligase (GDP-forming) activity; succinate-CoA ligase (ADP-forming) activity. NCBI's taxonomy places the organism in Eukaryota, Fungi, Mucoromycota, Mucoromycetes, Mucorales, Mucoraceae.